Messenger RNA from Lodderomyces pseudojiufengensis, 4014 nucleotides. It is a transcript of the gene LPI9, whose product is annotated as protein phosphatase regulator. The record is from RefSeq and is a predicted model, not a curated record. NCBI's taxonomy places the organism in Eukaryota, Fungi, Ascomycota, Pichiomycetes, Serinales, Debaryomycetaceae. The coding region runs from base 1 to 4014 and encodes 1337 amino acids. The transcript has a single exon.
AUGGCAAAUCCUCCUUUGUCAACUCAAGAUAAACCAAUAACAAAUUACAAUGAAGCAUUGAAUAGCCAGAUUAACAAUACGAACCAACAAAAUAUCCAGCACCCACAACAACUACAACCGCCUCCAUCACUGAUUCUUAAUCAAAAUCCACCAAAUGAAAGCAACAACACAGGAGUAUCUAAUGGUGAUGUUGAUUGGUUAUUUCGAGGAAAAAGUAAGAAAUUGGCUAAAAAACAAACUAGUAAUGUACCAACUACGAAUAACAACGGUAAUAAUCAACUGAGUAAUACGAAACCAAAUGGCAAUAUAAAUGAACAAUCAGAAGACAGAUCAAAAGAUGUAGCAAAAAAGCAAGAACAUUCCGAGAAUCUUCAACAAAAACAAAGUCAACAAACUCCACCGCAAGAACCAAUUCAACAACAACUGAAACAUAUCAAACACAAUAAUGAAGAAUCGUCCACAUCUACAAAGCAACCCGAAAAGACAUCAAAACUAGAUAAAUUAAUCGGUCGUUCUAGAUCAUCAUCGGCUUCAAAUGUUACACAACAGCAACAACAACAACAGCAACAACAACAACCAGCUAAACGAAGAACAAGUAGUUUCAAUAUCGCACCUUCGUUAACAAGUGAUUUAGUAUACAAUGAUCAUGAUGAAGCACUAUUAGCACAGAGAAAAAAUGUAUCAACUCCCAACUCAUCCACCACUUCAUCACCAAGCAUUUCAAGAUCAAAUAGUAAAAAAGGUUUAUUUAGUUCGAUAACGUCUAAAUUUAAAUCUCCACAACAUUCUCAACCUCAACAACUGCAGCAACAACAUCAUCAGCAACAAAAACAACAACAAUCACAAUCAAUACCGUCUUCACCAAAAUUAAAUCCAAAUUUAAUAGGUUCAGCUUCAAACCCCAAAAGAGAUGAAGAUUUAGUUUCUCAAACUGAUAAACCACCAGCAGGAAUACCUACACGACGUCGAAGUUUAAACAAUCAAAAACCUAAUAAUAAUGGUGGGUUAUUCAAAGAAUCAUAUCAAGAUGAAAAUCCAGUAAGUGCGUCACCUAAUGAUAGUUUAAAUUUCUUUAGAAGAAGAUCAUCAGCUGCUAAGAUCAAUCAUAACAACACAAUGACUUUACCGCCAAGAGUUAUACUAAAUAAAAACAAUAAAAGAGUUAAAUUACCAUUAAAAGAUUUAAAAGAUGUUAAAAUUCAAAGAGUUACCUUUGCGAUAAAUCAAUUAGAAUAUGAUCCUCAACAACAAAUCCCAUCAAGAAGACCUAAAAAGGGUAAUGUAUUAAUUCCUCAAGAUUUAAAUGCACCUCCACCAAGAGUAUGUUUAGGAAUUGCAGUUAGUUCAGAAAAAGAUGGGAAUGAUAAAACUAAUACCACUACUUCAUCAUCACAAUAUAGUGAAAAAGAAAUAUCAAUGGCAUAUGAAGCUCAAAAGAGAGCAUUAGCAGAAACUGAAAAACAUCAAUGUGAAGCUCAUUUACGAGCUAAAAGAAUAGCAAUGGAAGUUGCUAAUUUCAAGAAUAUAAAAUCAAAACAACUUUCAAAAGAAAAUGAAAUAAUUAUUGAACAAAAAGAAGAAGAAGAAGAAGAAGCUGAUAUUGAUUCAAAAGUACUGAAAAAAUUUAUAAAUGAUGCAAGAGUUGAUCAACCUUUACAUUUUCAUGAACAACAUUUUGAAAAUGAAAAUGAACCCGAAAGGAAUUCUUCUUCAGAAAAAGGAUCAUCACCAUCAUUAGAAACUAUUUAUACAAGAUGUUGUCAUUUACGUGAAAUUUUACCAAUUCCAGCUACAUUAAAACAAUUAAAAAAUAAAACAGCACCAUUAGAAGUUUUAAAAAUGUUAAAUCCCAAACCAACAUUAAUUGAUAUUUUAUCAUUUUCAGAUUUUAUUGCAAUAAUACCAAUAAAUACAGUAAUAUUUGAUAAUGUAACAUUAACAACAGAAAUGUUAAAAAUAAUUUUGGGAUCUCUUAUAAAAAGUAAUACUUUAGAAAAAUUAUCUUUGAGAAAUGUUGCAAUUGAUCAUUUUGGUUGGAAAUUAUUAUGUACAUUUUUAGCUGUAAACAAGACUGUUAAAAAAUUAGAUAUUUCUCAACAACGUAUAAAAUCAGAAACAAGUUCUGAUUGUAUUAGAGGUAAUUUAAAUUGGGAUUUAAUUAUUGAAUCAUUAUGUUAUAGAAAUGGAAUUGAAGAAUUAGUUAUAAAUGGAUGUAAAUUAAGUGAUGAAGUAUUUCAUAAAUUAAUUAAUAAAGCAGUUAAAAUAGGUACAAGAAGAUUGGGAGUUGCAAAUAUAGAAAUGAAUAUUAACAAAGCUCAAAUGGUUGCUGAUUAUGUUAUUGAUCCUGAAUCUAAUUGUGUUGGAAUUGAUAUUGCUUUUAAUGAUUUAAGUCAAGGUCAAUUAAAACCUUUUAUUAAUGCUUUUAAUAAUGGUCAUGCAAGAUUAAUGUUUUUAUCUAUUAAUUCAACAAAUUUAUGUGAUGUUGAAGAAGCUUCUGAAUUUUUAAAAAGUUUAAUUAAUGUAAGAACAUUAAGAUUCUUGGAUUUAAGUUCUAUCCCCAAAAUAUUUCCUGAAAUUAUUUCUUCAUUAGAUGAAUAUUUACCACAAUAUGGAAAUUUAAGAAGAUUACAUUUAGAUUUAAAUGAAUUAACUGCAAAAGGGAUAGGAUCAAUUGCACUGUUUUUAUCAAAAGUUCCUCAUUUAGUUCAUUUAUCAUUAUUAGGUAACAAGAACUUAACUCAUUCAGUUGCUGCAACAUUAUAUUCAGCAGUAAAACAAUCAACAACUUUAUUUGCAUUAGAUUUAGAUUAUGAUUUAAUUGGAGAUGAAAUAUCUCAACGUAUUGCAUUUUAUUUAAUGAGAAAUAUGGAUCAAUCAUUAAAUUCUCAAUAUCCUUCAGAAUUUAAUGAUAAUGCAAAAGAAGAAGAUUUAAUGUUUGAUGGUUCAUUAUUAAUGGAAUCUGCAGAAAAAUUAUUAAGUGAAGUUGAUCAACAUGAUAAAUUAAUUGAUUUAAAAAUUCAACAAAUUAUUUCAAAUGCAAUGUUGGAAAAAACAAAAAGUAUUAGAAAAGAAAUUCAUACUACAAUUGAUGGAUUAUUUGCUAAGAGAUCUCAAAAUAAUUUAUCUUUUGAAGGUAAAGAAAAUUUAGUUAGAUUUUGUUUAUUAGAUUCAACUUUAGAGAAACUAGUUCAAAUGUUAGAAUCUGUUCAAAAUCAUCAACAUCCUGAAAAACCAAAUGAAAAAACUACUACUGAAAACGGUAAUCAUUAUUAUGAUGAUACAAUUCAUCAAAGUUCACAUGAAUUAAUUACAGCAGGACCAAUUUUAUCACCAAGAUCAUCAUCUACUUUCCCACAAUUAACAUCAUAUUUCCCAGGUAAUGAAAAUAAUAAUAAUUUAUUAACACCACAUCAAGUUGUUGUUGAACCAAAUUCAGAAGGUAAAGAUAUAAUAAUUGAUAAAUUUACAGGUAGACCAGUUUUAAUGAGAUCAAAUAGUCAAGCAAGUUUACAUGCAAAAGAACAAGAAAUUGAAGAAGGUGAAUUUCAUAAAUUUGGAUUAUUUAUGCAACUGAGAAAUGAUGAAGAAUUAAAUAAAAAAGAUUUUCCCUUGUUAAAUACUUUACCUUCUGGGUCUGAAUUAAGAGAUGCAAUAAUUAAAGCAAAAGGAAUUGAAAAUGUUAAUGAUUUAAUUGAUAGGAUUAAUAAGAAAAAUACAAAUAAUAAUCCGAUUGUAUCAAGAUCAAAUCUGACAGAAAAUGUACAAGAACAACAGCGAUUACAACAACUGCAACAAGAAUUACAAAAUCAAUACCAACACCAACAACAAAGUACAAAACAUUCCAUUCCAACAAGUCCAACUUUUCAAGCUAAACGUAAUAACAGUAAUGAUGAUACAAUUAGUGAGACUGGAUCAAUUGAAUCAGAAAUUCAUCAACCUAAUGCUAUGGUUGAUGAAGUUUAUGAAAAAUUAUUAAAUCAUGCUGAAAAAACAAGAUCAAAUAAAUUAGAAUAA